This is a messenger RNA of Pezoporus occidentalis (night parrot), 4701 nucleotides long. Its product is annotated as monocarboxylate transporter 2-like. Bases 1235 to 2878 code for a protein of 547 amino acids. Gene Ontology annotation, molecular function: monocarboxylic acid transmembrane transporter activity. NCBI's taxonomy places the organism in Eukaryota, Metazoa, Chordata, Aves, Psittaciformes, Psittacidae. Gene Ontology annotation, cellular component: plasma membrane. The record is from RefSeq and is a predicted model, not a curated record. Gene Ontology annotation, biological process: transmembrane transport; monocarboxylic acid transport. The transcript is spliced from 7 exons.
CAAAGUUAGCUUGGAUAUAUUAUUUUUCUCUGUGUUUAUUUACCUUUCUGUUGCGUUUUGUACUAGAUUGGAUGAGAACAUUACCCUGACCUGUCUACAGUCAGCUUGAUUCCUGCAUUUUCUUGUGCUUAAGUAGUGUAUUACAACGUCUGGAUUAUAAACAUGCCAGGGGAAUGUUUUAAAUCCCUCAAGUGGGGAUUUGCAACCUAAGUCUUGUGGAAACAUUCCUACUGAAAUUGGGUUAUAUUAAACCUCCACAAAGUGUGGACUCACACUGUGGACAUUGCUCGCUUGUCCAAGUCAUCCACUUGUUUACUGGCAAGAAAUUCAGGAACUUUGCAUAUCCUCCUCCCCUCGCUCCUGGGUGAAAUUGACCCUUUGAUAAGUGUUGCUGUGGUCUGUGAAUCCCUUUGCUCUUGAGUGAUCAAAAUAAGUCUGAUGCAGGAUUUUAGGUGACUUGGAUGUUGUGAAAGAGAAUUUCAGGCGGGAGGUUAAAAUUCCUACAGCAGGAUAGGCAAAGAUAAGGGAUCUCUGUAUGCAAAUGCCCCCAGAGGAGAGAAUGGGAGCAGAACCUGCAGAAGUGUGGUGUGAAGAAAGAAUAAGUUAAUAUGUACAAGGAAGAGAGGAAGGAAGGAAAAAGGAUAUCUGGCAAGUAAUUUAUAAAUAUCAACAGAGAUGUGAGAGGCCAGCAUUCCAAGCACUACAAAUGGGGAGCUGGCACUCAUGUUGUCUCUGGUAGGCAAAUGGCCAUCCCUGUUCCUUGGAAUAUUAGUUAAUGUGGGAUGUAGUUGCCUUUGGAUACAGCUUGAGGGGUUGGGUGGGAAAGGGUGUUGCGAGUUACAGCAAGGUCUUGUAUCUGAGGAUACAGCCUCUGAUCUCAACCUUUGAUCUCUGCUGCAUCUGGGGUGGGGGAAGAGUUCAGCAAAUGGUUUUAAAAGCUGAGCAGGUCACUGCCAGGGGAGCCAGAAACAGGAGAGACACAGGAAGGAGAGUCCCAGUGGUACCCAUCUCUGCGGAAGAGAGAGCAUCCCACUGAACAGUGACUGUUGCAGGAGCAACCUCCAGCAGCCAACUCCUGAGUUGAGACACCAAACUACUGGCUGGAUACAGGAGAGAAGAGAAAGCAGAGGCUUUAACUUCAGUUGUGAAUGAGGUGUGUCCCUGGAGGUGGAAGCUGUGGGAGAACUUUGAGGGACAGCGUGAAGUAGAUUUUGCUUUGAAAUCUGGAUUGACCAUGUCUCCUCCAGUCUCUUCGGACCUGGGCUAUGUACCCCCUGAUGGCGGAUGGGGGUGGGCAGUGGUGUUUGGAGCCUCAAUCUCAGUUGGGUUUGCAUAUACCUUUCCUAAAGCUUUCACAAUCUACUUCAAAGAGCUCCAGGCUGUUUACAGCAUCUCCUACAGCCAGAUUGCCUGGGUAACGUCCAUCAUGUGUGCUACCACCUACGGAGGAGACUUUGACCUAAAAGCCGGAAUAUACAUGGAAUGGGUGAACGUAACCAGCGGGUGGAUGACCGUGAGGCUGCAGUGCUGUGGAGGUACGGGACUAGAGAGCAGCCGGAGACUUUGUCCCAUUAGCAGUAUUCUAGUAAACCGCUAUGGCAGCCGACCCGUGGUUAUGUUUGGAGGCCUGCUGUGUGGCAUUGGGAUGGUCUCAGCUGCCUUCUGCACCAGUAUCAUGCAGCUCUACAUCUGUGUGGGCUUCAUUACAGGACUGGGCCUUGCUCUCAACCUCCAGCCAUCAGUGAUAAUGAUAGGGAAAUACUUUCUGAAGAGAAGACCCAUUGCAAACGGCCUUGCUAUGGCAGGGAGCCCCGUGAUGCUUUGCACCCUGGCUCCUCUCAACCAGUUCCUUUUUGACAGUUUUGGCUGGAGAGGCAGCUUUUUAAUCCUUGGGGCAAUUUUACUGAACUGCUGUGUGGCAGGAGCUCUCUUCAGACCCAUUGGGCCAGGCACAACAUCAGUCAAAACUCAGGUGACCGUGGAAGGGAAGGGUGCUCUGAAACGAGACGUCACUGAAGAUGCCGUGGAAAUGAGCAGUCCCACAAACCUGCCCAUGAAGAACAAAACGGAAGAGGAAGGAGACAGGGACUGUUGUGAAAAAAUCAAUCAGUACCUUGAUUUUUCUCUCUUUAAGCACAGAGGGUUUUUAAUUUACUUGAUUGGAAACGUGCUCAUGUUCCUGGGCUUUUUUGCCCCCAUUAUUUUUCUGGCACCCUAUGCAAAGCACAUUGGCAUUGAUGAAUAUUCAGCCGCUUUCCUCCUUUCAAUCCUUGCUAUCGUGGAUAUAGUUGCCCGCCCUACCACUGGCAUCAUUGCAAACAGCAAGUGGGUGAGGCCACGGAUUCAAUACUUUUUCAGCUUCUCCAUCGCUUUCAAUGGCAUAUGCCACCUUCUGUGCCCCCUGGCUUCGAGCUACACAGGACUCGUCAUCUAUUCUGUCUUUUUUGGCUUGGCUUUUGGCAUGGUUUGUGCCAUGCUCUUUGAAACACUCAUGGACCUCGUGGGAGCUCCCCGGUUCACAAGCGCUGUUGGCCUGGUCACCAUUGCAGAAUGCUGUACAAUACUGCUGGGGCCACCUAUUGGAGGAACGCUUAUCGAUACCUUUGGGGACUAUAAAUACAUGUUCAUUAAAUGUGGAGUUGUGAUGGUCCUGGCAGGAACCUUUCUGUUCAUCAUGAAUUAUUAUAAUUAUCGCAUGCUUGCCAAGGAGGAAAAGGAGAGAAAAGCAAAAGAAGAGGAUCCUAAAACUGUAAGGACAGAAAAUGAAGGCAGAAAUAACUGGAUCAAAGAAACCACACAGGAUGGGCCUGAGCUGGAACCUUUGAGAGAGGAACAAGAAGAACCGAAGAAGGAAGUGAAUGGCAUAAUUGAGGUUUAAACCUGUUUUCAUGGGCUGAAUGGGAUAUUAUUUCUGGGUUAAGUGGAUGCCAGCUAUGAAAUCACACUAGGUUUUUAAAGUUUGCUCUAUGUUCUGCCAUGUACUUCUCUUCUUUGUUGUAGAAGACUAGAACAGAAACAAAUUUGGUUUAUUGUAAAGUGCUAGGACACAGUUCAGUAUCUGUACUACACCUCUACGUAGUGCAAGGCCAGUGGCCAUCAAAAUCAAUGCAGAGCUCUUCCAGCAGCCUAACAGGCUUUGCAUUGAGUACUGUGGUGGCUGGAUCUUCCCACCAUGCAGUCAAAACUCUUUGACUCUCUUUGGCUGCAGUGUUGGAAUCAUCCCAGGGAUAUGGUGCUGCCUUCCACUGGCAGCUGCACUGUGCUUUGCACCUCUGGCUCAUGGAAAUGUAAACUAGACUUUACACUCAUUUUAAAUACAACAUGAGAGAGCUGUGUGAGCAGAGCAAGGGCAGUACAUAUCUGUGCAUUCGGUGGCAGCAAGGCAGCCUGUUCCUCUGGCCAGAGCAUCCUAGGAAGGAACUAAUGUGGCUCGUCAUAGCUUGACCAGGGACUUACUCGGGGACCUCUGCAUUAGCAAAAUGCCUUGAUAAAGGUGAUGUUAUGCAGAUGUCAGCAUAACAAGGCCAGCAUGCUGCAGGAGUCUUUCUUCCAGGACUGAAAUUAUCUGGGACAGAAAUUCAGUCUUAGAGGGCUUAAACUUUGAACUAUAUUUGAUCAGUUCUUUAAAGUUUUCCUUAGGAGAUUACAAAAUCCUUAUUAUGUAUCUGAGUGCCUUACUGUUUUUAGCAUGCUUUUUCUUUACGACACCCUGGUGAGGCAGUAAGUGUUGUUACUAUUAAUUAAUCAUACAAUGGAAAACUGAAGCACAGAGGAGCUAUGGGCAUCAUUGCAUUGGUGAGUAAUGCUGAGGCAUGCCAGAGCUGAAAUGGGAUUCACUGCCCCAGAUUAGGUACCUGAAAGCACAGGUAUUGGGUGCCGAGCACAGGUGCCCUCCUGAUAGAAAAUGGGGAAAUACCAUGGAUAGUUGUACAUUAAACCACAGCCCUCUCUGCAAUCCAGCCUGCUUACUUUGUGCUUCAUAUUACUUGGGAUUAAUGAUUUUAAACACUGUUUUAGAGCUGUGACCUUGUGCCAUACUUCUUUACCCUGGUUGUGUUGCAUCCACCCUGGAGGGAAUCCAAACACAGCUGCCUCCCCUCCUUGUUUGGGCCGGGUUAGACACCUCCCUAUUGCUAGCACUGGAAUACCUGGUGGCUUCAUGCCGUCCUGGUGCAUGAAAUAGUUUCCCCAGGUUAGUGAUGCAGAGCUGGAGCUGAAGCCACAUGGAAAGCUCUUAUUCAGUGGUGAUAGUUUUGAGCUGGGAAGAUCUGGAUUCUAGCAGCAAGCAGUGAUAUGUUUUACGAUAAGUAGCUGUUGCCCAAGAGCCAUGGAUGCUGAGCAUGGCAUCACGUGGCUGAAUCCUCAGUGUUUUGUGGAUUUAGCUCCAAGUGACUGGAUAAAAAGAAGAACUCUUCAGGCAGAUCACCCAAAUCUGAUUUUUCUCUGCUGUAACAGUACUAUGUGAUCAGAUAGUAUUUUAUCAUGGCACUGUAUGCAAAGAAUGGAUUGUAAAAAUACUUUCAUAAAUACACUGUACUCUUAAAAUUUGAUCACUUCUAUCUCUGUGUACAAAAUCUUUUCUUUGAAAUCUUUUGUUCACUGAAGAAUAAUGGUCUUUGGCUGCUGAAUUCAGGAGGACUUAAAUUUUAUCCUUAUCUUGUAUUUUCUCUGAAAAAAAAAAAAUCUGAACAAUAUACUUAG